CCCCUGCGAUAGAGCACUAAGUGGGGACUUUUAGUGAUAUCAGGGGGUGUGCAGUUUGGACAGUAAUCCAAGCCAGUUCAAACAGCCCAAAUAUAUCCACAGUCACUCUGUGGUUGGGGAUUGAGUGGACAUGUGGAUGAAGACUGGCGCUAGAAUAAAGACCAAAGAAUAACAGAAGCAAAGAAAGUUUAGAAUCUCUGUUUUAUCUUUGUCUGGGAUGAACUUCACUUUGGGCUUCAAACCAGCGAUGGGAGACUCAAGUUCAGUGGAGAACUUGGAGAAACAGCUCAUUUGCCCCAUCUGUCUGGAGAUAUUCACCAAGCCUGUGGUCAUCUUACCCUGCCAGCAUAAUCUCUGCAGGAAGUGUGCCAAUGAUGUUUACCAGGCCUCCAACACUCUUUGGCAAAACCGGGGCCCUGUAUCUACAGGGGGACGUUUCCGCUGCCCGUCUUGUCGUCACGAGGUGUUAUUGGACCGGCACGGUGUAUACGGCCUUCAGAGGAACCUGCUAGUGGAGAAUAUCAUUGAUAUCUACAAAUCAGAGUCUACCAGGCCACUCCUGCCCAAAACAGAGCAACAGCAGCUGAUGUGUGAACAGCAUGAGGAGGAGAAGAUCAACAUCUACUGCCUCACCUGUGAGACACCAACAUGCUCCAUGUGCAAAGUGUUCGGGGCUCACAAGGACUGCGAUGUGGCCCCGCUGCCAGACGUCUACAAGAGACAGAAGACAGAGCUAAGUGAUGCCAUAGCCAUCUUGGUGGCCGGAAAUGACAGAACACAGGCCCUGAUCUCACAGAUGGAGGAUAUUUGUAGGACAGUCAAGGAAAAUGGUCACCGGCAGAUGCAGUACAUCUCUGAUAAGUUUGAUGAACUUUACGCCAUCCUAGAAGACCGCAAAAGGGAACUAAUAGAGACUGUCGGCCAGGAGCAGGACCAAAAACUGGGCCAUGUGCGCUCCCUUAUCCGUCGCCACGGAGAUCACUUGGAGAUGUCCGUCAAACUUGUAGAGACAGCCAUCCAGUCCAUGGAAGAACCUCAAAUGACUGUGUUCCUGCAGAGUGCAAAGGAAGUGUUCAAGAAAAUCACAGACACUGCCAAGGCUUCCAACAUUGAGCGGACGGAGGCGGGCUACGAGAGCAUGGCCCACUUCAUCAUCAACACGGAGGAUGUGGCCGACAUGCUGAGAGGCAUCGACUUCCAAACAGGUGAAGAUGGGGAAGACAGCGGUGAUGAAGCCCCUGAAGACCUGACCACCUCACCUGGUCAGACUGGUGAAUCAGGGAGACUCGUAUAACUUAUUUUUAAACCCAAGGUUAAUUUCAAAGAUGAUGUUUCCUUAAAGGAACGGUUCGCCCAAAACGAAAAUUCAUUUAGUCACCCUAAUGUUGUUCUAAAUCUGUCUGUCUUCUGUGGAAUCUAACGCCAAUGUUCUAUUGGAUGGACAAAAAAAAAAUUCAGAAGUCCUUUAAGGGGUUUAGACUUUGUUACAUGUUCUAACUUUUAUUUAUGUUCAUGAUGGUCUGAAAACCAUUUUGAACUGAACUCUAUAAAGCCUGCCAAAUCAUAUUUGAUACUCCAAUUUUUAAGGACUCUAAAUGAUCCAUACUUUGCCGCUUUUUGUCAUCUAUUUAGCAAGUACAAGGCCUUUUAGUAUAAUUCUGAAAACGUCCACCGUCUGGUACAUGUGUCUUUUUGCUGUACAAUAUUGCUGUGAAAUCAGAUUUUUAUAAAGUAAACGUAAGAAUCAUUUUAAUGUUGUGAGUAAUAUUUAAAAGUGAAUACUUAAUGGACUGAAGCAAGUAGGUUUGCUUGAUUAUCCACACGUCAUUUCUUUUUUAGAAAAAUGUGAGUAUCGAAUAUGAUGCAUCAGGAUUUUGACUUUUAGUAAGGUUUAUAUUUGCAAAUCUCUCAAUCAUCAUUGCGUCGUAUUAUAUGCUGUGCCCCCCACAAUACAAACUACAGAGCUUUGAUCAUAAAAUUAAACAUUUAAAUAUCAUCUUCCUAAAACAUUAUUGGAAGAUAUAGAGUGAUGACUGAUUUAGAUACAUUUUAUGGAAGUAGUCUGUUAUUCUGUUUUGAAAAUCUUAUUGAUUUACUGUACAUUACAAGCUAUUAGAAUUUGGACUUACUUUUUGGCCAUAUAAAUAUCAGCAACAGCACCAAAUUGCUUAUUUUCGCCCAGUUUGGGCUUCACCCUUUUUAAUCCUCAAGUAUGAGCUCCAUAUUCUCCUAUAUCAUAUUAUAUGAGGCAUAAAAAGCCUUAUGUAUCAAAUGUGAUACUUAAGAAAAAAACACAUGCAAACACAAAGAUUAUUUCAUAUGUCAGACUUUACAGGGUUAAACUAUUACCGUGAAUCUGCCAGAUCAUGCAGACGUCCCAUCCUGAUGACGUGAUGAUUCUUGGCAACAUUGACACUCAUUGUGUUGAGUACACUCGUCAUCUCCCAACAAACCCUAUUAAAUAUUCGCUGACUAAAGCCUCUGUAAGGCCACCAUAGACACUUGGAUCUGUUUUAUUCUCUUUUAUAGACAUGAAAUACUUAGGACAUACUGUAUGAGGACACUAAAGUCGCACUUAAAAAAUGUAAAAACAGUGUAUGCCUUUGCUGUAUAUAACAAAAAAUAGGACAUUAUUUUAAAGAAAUAUAGCAAAAUAUACUUUUGAAGUAAAAGAUUUCACAAAAGUUUGUUUUUAAUUAUAAAUCAAUAGAUAGUGGAUUGUUCAGAACUAAAUGUAUUAAAUAACAUUUCAACAUUAAGGGUCACCAAAGGAUGCAGAGCUCCAAAAUGAACAAAAAGCACCUUAAAAUGAUUUCUUCAAAGAGAAAACAGGCCAAAAUUGAAGUUGUUAUUCAUAGAAACCCGUAAUCUCUACUGCAUCUCUUAAUUAAUUCUUAGUCAGUGCUCCUUUUCUUGUCUAAAUGCAUUGAUUUAAAUUUCAAUCUCUUCCUCACUCCCUUGCUUUCAAGCUUUCAUAUGGCCUUAGUGAACUAGAGUGCACAAGUAGACUAAUUAGACUAAUUAAUAUAUAUUUUAUUUGACACUUUUCUAACAUUUUUUCUGAAAAUACAAAACAAUACAGAAUCCCACAAACUGUGAAAAGAAGAAAAAUAAAAAAACACAUGCACCAGAUACAGUAAAAAUACAAACCAUAAAGCCUUACUUAAUCAGAAAAACGGAUUCUUUCAAGCUUGAGGGCAGCAACCAUCUCAGCCAACCAUUUAUGAAAGCUGGGUGGUAAAGUGGACUUCCAAUCCAUCAAUAUCACCCUUUUAGCCACCACCAUACCAAACAUAAGAGACAAUUUCUGAGAAUGUGUCAAUGCUAAUGUAUGGUCAGAACAUCCAAACAAAGCUAAUUCAAGAUCUGGACUGAUGUCUUCUCCAAAAACAUUUGAGUACCACUGAAAAAUAUUUUUCCAGAACUCAGAAAUCUCAGGGCAAAACCAAAAAGUAUGAGCAUGCGUCCCAUCCGAGCUCCUACAUCUAUCACAUAGUGGGAAACUGAAGGGUAAAUUUUAUUGAGUUUAGUCUUGGUAUAAUGUAACCUAUGCAGCACUUUAAACUGUAUAAGUUGUAAUCGUGCAUUAAUAGAGCAGGUAUGAACACGUUUCAGGCCCUCCUCCCAGAUCUCUUUGGAAACAUUAAUUCCAGUUUCAUUUUCCCAUUCUACUUUAAGGUGAUCUGAAGACACUGCAAAAUGAGAGACGAACAAAGCAACAAACUGAGUCACCAAGUGUUUGCUCAUAGGAGAUUGUCGCAAAAAAUUAUACAAAUCAUGAUCUUGUGGUAAUUCCUGAAACUCAAUAAAAGAAUGUUUUAUAAAGUGACGCACCUGUAGAUAACGGAAAAAUGAUGACUGAGAAAGAUCAAAGAGUUUACACAAGUGUUCGAAAUUUCCUGUCUAUAUAGAAGUCCUUAACUGUGGUCAGUCCUUUGCCUCUCCACAAUGAGAAUACCUUGUCCGACUGGCCAGGUAAGAAAUUAUUGUUAUCGCAAAUGGGCAGGUGUACUGAGGGACAUGUAAUAUUCAAAGCAGGAGUUGAGCACAACAAAAUUUUUACAUUGAGGGAUGCAGUUUUAGAGAAAAGAAUAGCAGCUAAGGAGCUACCAACAACUGACCGAGCCUCCACAUACAACCAUUUGGGUUGUGAAUCCAUCGAACUGUCAGCAGCUUGGUCACUCAUCUGCCAAAACAUCAUAGCCCUGGCAUUAGUGGCCCAGUAAUAAUGACGGAACACCGGUAGCGCUAAGCCACCUAACUCUUUCGGCUUCUGCAAAUGGGCCUUAGAAAUUCUAUGCACUUUAUAUCCCCAGAUAAAUGGCAAAAUGACAGAAUCUAAUUGUUUAAAAAAAGAAUGUGGCAGAUACACAGGAAAGUUCUGAAAAAGAUAAACAAAGCGAGGCAGAGAGACCAUUUUAAUGGCAUUGACCCGACCGAUUAAAGAUAAUGGAAGAGCCCUCCAUUUAUCAAUAGAUAAUUUUAACUUAUUUAUGGCUUCUGUGAAAUUUACCCUAAUAAUAUGUUUACAAUUUUUUGGGAUGACUAACCCUAAAUAAGUAAAGUGAUCCUCUGAAAGUCUAAAGGGUAUUGACCUCAGAAACUGAGCAUCCAGCCCUUCACCCAAAGACAAAUAUACUACAUUUGAUGUGAUUUAUUGAUUUAGUUAGUCGUUUUUGAAGCUCAACAGCCCCUGAUCACCAUUCACUUUCAUUAUGUAUUUGAUCAUUUUUGUUUAUCUUUGUAAUGAAUCAGUCAUAUUUGGGACAACAUGUGGGUGAGUAAACAUACAAAACUUACUAACCAAGGUGUAAAAGAGGCAUACUACAAACAGGGCUUAACUUGGUAAAUAGCAUUUGCUCAAAAGACAUUUCCUCUUUGAACCGUGGGUAUCCUGUCUUGCAGGGGCAUCCCCACCUGUGCGUGCUUUCUUUAAAUAACCGUUCCUUUUACUUCAUUUUAAAGGUCAGAAACCUCAGUUAAUCAGGGCAGCGUGGGCCAGGACAGCAUGCAGCUUUCUCUCUGGUUCUUUACUGAUCUGAUAGGACCGUGUGUCCGUACAGUAAGAGCAGUGUUGAGAACAGGGCUAAAUCGCAGUGGCAUGCCCUCGGCUUCUGAUGGUCCGUCCGCCCCCACCUGCGCUCGAGCCAUGAAUCUACAUCCACCAAUUACUUAAUAACCGCUCGUCUCUGUGCCACCAGCUAGGAUAUAUGGCAGUGCAGAUAUAUGACACGUGCUCACAGACGCUGACCUUGUCACUCGUGCUGGCAGCCCACUGAUCAAUUCAUGGAGGGAAAGAGAGCGAGAGAGUCAUUCGGUCUGGGUACGUGCUCAACAACUCCACACAUGGAGUGCUUCCACUCGGAAUGAGGAUGGAUCUUAUUUUGAGGACGUGGUGCGUCACAAGCUGACGUACCGGCCUUCGCGUAAUUGAAAGCUGUAAUUCUUCCUAGAAUAAGAGGAUUUUUUUGGGGUGUCAGAAGCAGGAUGGAGAGCCAAUCCUCUCCAUCAGGAUGGAUGAGAUGCGACUUGUUUAACAGUUACUUGAUCUUAAUAUAAGUUUGCUUUCUUCGUUUUAUGCUUAAAUGGCUUUAGAUAUGAAAAACAAACAGUUUACGUAACAUGCAGUUUGCACAAUGGCACUUCCUAAGAAAUGAGUGUUCAGUCAACAUACAUUCUUGCCAAUGCAAAGCACGCACUGUCCUCUCCCACUUGCCCCAUUUAUGACUAAAAUAGACUCGGUGUAAGUGGAAGAUUAUAGAAGACUUAACUCGUAUAUUUUAUUUUUCAUUUCCAGGGUAUUUCCUGUGCUGAUUUAAGAGAGACUAUAAGGAGGAGGUUUUCUUUAAUCCUUUCAACAUGGCAAGAGCUUCUUUCAUCUGGUAUUUUGUGGUCCUAAAACUCUGAGCUAUAGUUCAGUAAGAGGAAUUACAAAUGUCUUCAUAGCUUCUAUAUCCUGGAUGUUUAAAACUGUUUAUGAUGCUAUUUUUGGUCUUUUUUGAUCUUAAAAUGAGCUGAGGACUUAGGAAAUCAGAA
Messenger RNA from Onychostoma macrolepis, 6036 nucleotides. It is a transcript of the gene trim54, whose product is annotated as tripartite motif containing 54. The transcript has 8 exons. Gene Ontology annotation, molecular function: zinc ion binding. Lineage: Eukaryota; Metazoa; Chordata; Actinopteri; Cypriniformes; Cyprinidae. Bases 218 to 1294 code for a protein of 358 amino acids. The record is from RefSeq and is a predicted model, not a curated record.